Dioscorea cayenensis subsp. rotundata (Guinea yam) is the source of this 735-nucleotide messenger RNA. RefSeq names its product protein FAR1-RELATED SEQUENCE 5-like. Gene Ontology annotation, biological process: regulation of DNA-templated transcription. The coding region runs from base 1 to 735 and encodes 244 amino acids. The record is from RefSeq and is a predicted model, not a curated record. NCBI's taxonomy places the organism in Eukaryota, Viridiplantae, Streptophyta, Magnoliopsida, Dioscoreales, Dioscoreaceae. The transcript is spliced from 2 exons.
AUGGGGAAAGCUAUUGCAAAAGUUUUUCCAAAUUCUGGUCAUCAAUUGUGCUCGUGGCACAUUGGGAGAAAUUUGAUGAAGUAUUUAGUUGAUUUGAAGAGCAAAGAAGGCUUCCUGGGGGACUACAACAACCGGUUACAUCGUAGUGCAUCAACUGAAGCAUUUGAGAGUAAAUGGGCUGGAAUGACCUCUACACAACGCAGUAAAAGUAUCAACUCAUUUUUUGAUGGCUUUGUUAAUUCACAAACUCCAUUAGAUGAGUUUGUUAUGCAGUAUGAUAAGGCAUUGUGUGCUCGACGAAAUGAUGAAGAAAAUGAAGACUUCAAGACUUUAAACUCUAUGCCUAACUUUCAUACAGGUCAUCCAAUUGAGAGACAUGCAGGGGAAGUGUAUACAAGAGCUGUGUUCAAUAUCUUCCAAGAAGAAUUGCGAGAAAGUGAUAGUAUGCUAGCUGAACGCAUUCAUGAUGGGACUGAUCAUGCCAAAUAUAAAAUCUACAAUCACAUUGUUAUAUUUAGGAGAGAUGGCAUUGAGCAUGGGGAGCCUAUUGGUACAUGUUCUUGUAAGAAGUUCGAGAUUGUUAUAUUUAGGAGAGAUGACAUUGAAGAUGGGGAGCCUAUUGGUACAUGUUCUUGUAAGAAGUUCGAGAUUGUUAUAUUUAGGAGAGAUGGCAUUGAAGAUGGGGAGCCUAUUGGUACUUUUAAUUUGGGAAUGCAGGCCUGUCUUGAGUUGUAA